This is a messenger RNA of Sporisorium graminicola, 1131 nucleotides long. RefSeq lists its product as uncharacterized. Gene Ontology annotation, molecular function: pyrimidine nucleotide transmembrane transporter activity. The transcript has a single exon. Lineage: Eukaryota; Fungi; Basidiomycota; Ustilaginomycetes; Ustilaginales; Ustilaginaceae. The record is from RefSeq and is a predicted model, not a curated record. Gene Ontology annotation, biological process: pyrimidine nucleotide import into mitochondrion. Gene Ontology annotation, cellular component: mitochondrion. The coding region runs from base 1 to 1131 and encodes 376 amino acids.
AUGCUGCACUCAUCAGCGAUAGCAGGCGCCUGUGCGGGACUCGUCUCGUCCGUCGUCACAUGCCCCCUCGACGUCGUCAAAACGCGCUUGCAAGCGCAAGAAGGACGUCGGCGGCCCAUUGCAACAGGUGCACCUGCUGCAGUCGCAUCAAUACCCACCGCCGUCGAGCCACCAGGCUACCUCGGACUCACAGCGACGCUCCGCAAAAUUUGGCAUGACGACGGUUUCAAAGGCUUCUACCGUGGCCUUGGUCCCACCAUCUUCGGCUACCUGCCCACGUGGGCUAUCUACUUCACCGUAUACGACAGCUGCAAGUCCACGCUCGCCAACCACAACCUCACCGCAUCCGAGGACUUCCUCAACCACAUCGUGUCGGCCAUGACGGCGGGGGCCGCCUCCACCGUGUGCACGUCGCCGCUGUGGGUAGUCAAAACGCGCUUCAUGCUGCAGUCGGUCAAAGACACAAGCGUCAAGCCGUACCGCCACACGGGCGAUGCGUUUAUUCAGAUCUACAAAAGCGAAGGGCUGCGCGGAUUCUACAAAGGGCUGCUCCCGAGUCUGUUUGGCGUUAGUCACGUGGCGGUGCAGUUUCCUCUGUACGAGAGUUUUAAAUCGUUGGCCAGACGCACACAGGGCGAGGAUGCAGAGUUGGAAGCGAGCACCAUCCUGCUCUGCAGCAGCACGGCAAAGAUGAUCGCCAGCGUCACGACCUAUCCGCACGAAGUGUUGCGGACACGCUUGCAGAUGCAGCCGCGCAACAAGUCAAUAGCAGCCUCAGCACCCCCACUAUCAGCAGCACCGCCUACAGCCCCCACCGCAUCACCACCACACGGUACCAUCCCUUCAGCACCAGCACCAGCACCAGUAAGAGCCAGCCACGAACGGGCGCCAGCAGCUCCGAGUGCGGGACCAGGCGGACGGUACACCGGAGUGAUCCAGGCGUGCCAAACGAUUGCGCGGGAAGAAGGCCUCCGCGGCUUCUACAAGGGGAUGACGGUCAACCUGGUCCGCACCGUGCCUAGCUCGGCGCUGACCAUCCUGACGUACGAGCUGAUCAUGCAGCAUCUGACGCAACAGCAGCAGCAGCAGCAGCAGCAGCAGCAGCAGCAGGAGGCGGGUGAUGACGCGUAG